AGUUUUAAGAAUUCCCUCCCACCCCCAGAUCUUUGCAUGGUUUUGCUGAUUUCCCCUCAAAUUCCCACGUGUAUCUUAAAAUCUUUGCUCACUCAUCCCUUCUCUGAAUUAGGAUUUGAGCAUCUUUCUGUUAUGCUGUUGCCCCACUUCUAUUGCAAUGCUCCCCUUCUUCAGAAAGUUUUUCUAGACUAAUGUCCAGAUUAAACUUCUUUUCUUUGACAAUAAUGAUGCCACGACUUGGACAAAAUGCCCAUUGCCCCUGGCUCCUGCUUUCUUCACCCAGUGCUGCCUUAUUGGACUCCUUGUGCCUCUCCGUGACUGGGGAAAUCAGGAUCCACAGUGGCAUCCAACUUUUAAGAUGCCUGAUAUGAAGGACACUAAAACAACUGACCUUUGCCAGCAUGCCAAACAGAUGGUUUAACUAGUCCUCCAGGAACAAAACGGAGCAAUUCUGACCUGGGACUAUUUAACUCCGCCAUCUCCUACUUGAGAUUCUCCUUGUCUCUCUGUUCAAGGAUACUUUCACUGAGCCUUUCUUGAACAAGAGUGGAGGACUGAUAGGGCGAUUAAACUCUGUCUUUGACACAACUUUAGAGCUUCAACUGAGAAUCUAGAAGAGAGUAGACAGAAAAGUAUUUUUCCCUUCCCUCCAAAUGCAAGGAUAAUCGUACGUGAGUCCAGGAGGAAGAAUGGAGACUAUCUGGGAUACAGAGAGGGCAAGCAAAUGUUUAGAUGGUAGCUGUCUGUGAGUAGACAACACAAUCUGUGCCAGCCAUGCUACGCUGUCCCUGCUCUUAUGGAGAUUCCGGUCUAAAAGGAAAGACCAGUAUUAAUUACCGAAUCCAUUAGCGAAUGCUACCUGCAAAGCAAGUGAGGUACUCCGAAGGAAAGGAAGACUGGGACUCACAGCAGAAGGCUCAUUCCACACUAAGUGUUCUGAAUCAAAAAGAUGAACAAAAUACAGUGCCAUUCUUCAAGGACUUCACAGCUACAGGAAAGGGAUAUAGUUAAACAAAUAACUGCAGAAUUGGAAGUUGGAGCUGAUGUGCUUAGAAGGGUUUUGAACAAGGGGCUUCACUGCGACUCUCUCUGCUUUUGCAAACUUCAGGAAAACCUUUACGCACAGUUGAAAAUACAGAAUCUCAGAAUGAAGCCCUAACUUCCCACAGCAGAUGGGGUCUAUGAGGAGGAAGAAGUGGAUGCAUGGACCAGUCCUGUUUUGAAGACAAGUCUCAUGGUGCUACUGUGCCUCCAUGAGCUCCUGAUGCCCAGAAGCUGGCAUCCUGCCGCCAUCAUGAACGACACCGUAACUAUCCGCACUAGAAAGUUCGCGACCAACCGACUACUUCAGAGGAAACGAAUGGUCAUUGAUGUUCUUCACCCCGGGAAGGCAACAGUGCCUAAGACAGAAAUUCGGGAAAAACUAGCCAAAAUGUACAAGACCACACCGGAUGUCAUCUUUGUAUUUGGAUUCAGAACUCAUUUUGGUGGUGGCAAGACAACCGGCUUUGGCAUGAUUUAUGACUCCCUGGAUUAUGCAAAGAAAAAUGAACCCAAACAUAGACUUGUAAGACAUGGCCUGUAUGAGAAGAAAAAGACCUCAAGAAAGCAAGGAAAGGAACGCAAGAACAGAAUGAAGAAAGUCAGGGGGACUGCAAAGGCCAAUGUUGGUGCUGGCAAAAAGUGAGCUGGAGAUUGGAUCACAGCUGAAGGAGUAAAGGUGCUGCAGUAAAGGCUACCUGUGUCCAUUUUGGAUUUUUCACGAGCAGGUUAAUAAACUAAAAACUU
Messenger RNA from Rhinopithecus roxellana (golden snub-nosed monkey), 1788 nucleotides. RefSeq names its product 40S ribosomal protein S24-like. Gene Ontology annotation, biological process: translation. Gene Ontology annotation, molecular function: structural constituent of ribosome. NCBI's taxonomy places the organism in Eukaryota, Metazoa, Chordata, Mammalia, Primates, Cercopithecidae. Gene Ontology annotation, cellular component: ribosome. The transcript has 7 exons. The record is from RefSeq and is a predicted model, not a curated record. Bases 1235 to 1687 code for a protein of 150 amino acids.